AUGAACCUCUAUGGUACCGGCAUUGAAAAUUUAUCUUUUUUGUCUGACACGCCUAACUUUCAAGAAAGAAAAAAAAAUAUUGAUAAUUCCCAAAGAAUUAAAGAGCCAAAGCAACAGUUAGCUAGUGUCCAACAAGAAGUUCAAGAUUUGCAAAGCCAGAAACAGCAAACUAUCAAUGAUCAACAAAGUCCGUUAAACCAACUUCAACAAUUGUCCAAUAUAACCUUUCCUAAUAGUCCUGCAAAAGUGGAAGCUUACCAGACCAUUCUUAUGAACAAUUUAGCCGAAGAAGAGCUUCAAAAACUAUUAAACAAACAGACAGAAGUCCUGAAAUUAGAAGAGCAUAUAGAAAGAUCAAGAUAUCCAAAUCAAAAUGCUAUUAUAAAUUUUGAAGAAUUGGAAAAAGUAUUUUCUAAUGUUUCUGUUGCGAAAGAAUGGUAUAAAAAUCCUUUCCCCAUGAGGAAAAAUUUUCAAUUGGUCAAACGAGGGGAAAUCGAACCUUUUUUUGAUGGUCGACAAUGUCGUAAAAGGUACAAAAAGUUUUGGGAUGGAGUUGAAUAUGAUCCGGAAGUUAUAAAAUUUCAGAGUACUCAAACGUCAAGAGCCGGUGCGUCGUUGAUGUCCUUCAGUGAAGGAUUAUUCAAUGGUUACGGACCAUUAGACACUUGUAAAAGUCAACCUAUUUAUUAUUGGAAUCUACCACGGGAACAAGACGAUACAUUAAGUAUGUUCACCUCCUGUCAACGCUGGAACGAGACUGUUAAUACUAAUAAUCCAUCACGUGACGAACAAAUCUAUUUAUAUGGUAACAAGACUCUUGCACCAAUUGCCAAGAGAAUUUCCAAAGAUUAUCAUAUUAGUCCACCUCUUGAUCCACUUCUAGUACCAUUUAUGUUUACUAAUUGCCAAUACUGGCUCACUGUUUAUAAUCGAACCGAUGCAUGGUGUUCUUUAUUGAGUCCUAAAGAACUUUUAUUAUCACGAUAUUAUUGGGAUCUGGACUUUUAUUAUCGAUUAUCAUAUGGUAGCCCACUUAAUUUACAGAUAGGUUGUAGAUAUAUUACUCAACUUGUUAAUGGAGUUGAAGGUUAUUUGUACGGGAAUUCUACCGUGAUAGCUGAUCUAAAAAAUGCUCAUGGUUUUUCUAUGACGAUGAUACUUACUACUCUCGGGUUAUUUAAAAAUGAAUAUCCACUCACGGGAAAUUUAACCUUUGAACAAAUUCAAAACCUCGAAUAUACAGAAUAUAAGAUCAUACACUGGUCUUCUACGAUUUAUUUCGAAAUUUAUAAAUGUUCCGGUAAUCACGUAUAUAUACGAAUAUUACUUGAUUUUAAACCGUUUUAUAUUCCGGGUUGUGGGGAAUAUUGUGAGUGGAACAAAUUUAAAAAGAUUCUUGGUGAUAAGAUUGGGUGCGACUACGAGAAGUUAUGCGCUUAUCCUUGA
Messenger RNA from Funneliformis caledonium, 1446 nucleotides. The record is from the annotation of a GenBank genome assembly. NCBI's taxonomy places the organism in Eukaryota, Fungi, Glomeromycota, Glomeromycetes, Glomerales, Glomeraceae.